CGACGCGACGCGACGGGGACGCGCACUUUCCUACCGGCAUCGAGACUUGGGCAGCCCGCGGCCAGAUCGCCUCUCAGUUUCCACUCGACCGCGAUCCUGCUCGCAACUCCGCGCACCGCGCCGCGCACUGUGAUUGUGUGUGUGACUGUGUGUUCCCCACGUGUUCACCAUGUCGGUGGUAGACAAACCCAGGAUUAUCUCCGCCGAAGUCAAGAAGAGGAAUAAUUACCUCAAACGGGACUUUAAACGCCCCCAUAUAGCUGGGGAACUGUGGGUGUUGACGGACGCGUGUAGCGAGAAAAAAAUUCGUUACGUGGAAGUGCGUGACGGUCAACUGUUGGUGUUCCCAGCGUUUUCCUCAAGACGCUUGCCCGAGUGGCGGCUGCCCCUUUAUGAUCUCAACCUUCUCCCCUACCCGUUAGGCAACCCGUUUUGCUUCAGUUUUUCCAGGAGGGACCACUCCACACCCGUCGCUAUUUUCCAAGCGCAAAACGCGGACGACUACGAGCGAUGGGUGCGGACUUUGGCCGCGGAACUCAUCUGCCAGACGCCGUUCGACCACGUGCGCUUCCUGGACAUCCUCGGCAUCACGGCCACGCUGCACCAACACCGACAACAGCAGCAGCAGCAGCAGCUCCGCAGCGCCGAGGAGCCGCAGCUUCCGGGUCACGACCCCGAGAAAAGCACGCUGCUCAAAGAGAAGCAGCAGAACAUGCUCAACACGGUCGUCCAAAGUUCCUUCGUCAAGAACUGUCUCCGCUUCAAGACGAACGCGCACCGCAAGUACGAGUCGCACCGGAAGAACAAGGUCCAAGAACGCAUCGCCCCGGAGUCCGACUCGGAGAAAGAGAACGCUGACGAGAACUCGAGAGUCCGCUCGAGAGUCCCUGAGACCGAGAACAUCUCAAAGAGAGUCCCAGAGUUAAGGGAUGUAACCGAUGGCUAUGAACCGAGAGUCCCAGAGUUGAGGGAUGUAACCGAUGGCUGUGAACCAAGAGUCCCAGAGUUCCACUCUGAGAGGCGGUACUCGGAACAAGACUCUAGAGCGAGGUCUCCUUUCAGGGUCUCAGAGUCAGACUCCGAGAAAGAGACAGAAGCUCCAAGCAGAGAUCUCACCAGACUGGACUCUGAGAGCGCCGAGUCGACGACGGACACGAGGACCGAGUCUGAUUCCGAGAGGGAAAGUCGGCUCGAAUUCGACGGGAAGAAACGGGACAACAGGCUCCAGACCAAAAAGCUCCAGACCUCGUACUUACAUUCGUUUUAUAGGAAGAUGAAGAGUAGCUUUAGCGACGAUCCGAAAUCCGAUAGCGUAAGCGGGACGUUCCGGAAGCUACCCGAAUCGCAGCCGUUACCAGACGUGGUCAACAACUUGCCCAAAGUGACUUUCAAGCGGCAUUCGGACCUCAAGCCGAACUCCAGUUGCCCGAACCUGAGGCCGGCGCCCAAGACGAAGAACUUGCGGAAAGCCCUCAGCUCUUGUAGCGAGUGCGAUAGCGACGACAGUAGUUCUGGUUUCCGCUUCCAGGCGGUUUCCACUCUACUCGCUAGGUGUCAGGAGAGUGUCGACUAUGUCCCUGUUAAAGACAAGCUCAUGCUCUUCGAGUCGCUGUGCGAACCCCCGGACUCGGGGCUGAACAAGCUCAAGUCGCGGUCUUUGCAUGAUCUGGGACGCGCUCAGGACGAGCAGUUCGAGUUGGAUGCCAGGAAAUGCCCCUACCAUAGUUCCACGUCCAACCUCUCUUAUCGGCUCAAGCAAGACUCAAAGAAAGGGAGCAGCAGUAACUUAGUGAGGAAUAUCUGCAGGUACUUCGAGCACCGGACGUCCGGACAGGUUGCCAACGCGCUCUGGUGGCGAGGCUCGCAAGAAUCAGAGGAGGAAUCCAUCGGCAGAUCGCAGAGUUCCGAGUCGAGAACCAGUGUAUCUCUGCAAGGAUCGUGCAAUCGAGAAGAAAAACUUUAGACACAGCUUUUCAUAGAUCAAAUUCCAUCACAAGCUGACUGCGUCGGUGCCUACGAGAGGAUCCCGAACUCUGUGGGUCUCCAUCCCUUAGUGUCUGACUAAAACAAACAAAAGGAGCAAAAACAAAAA
Molecule: messenger RNA, 2092 nt
Organism: Bemisia tabaci
Lineage: Eukaryota; Metazoa; Arthropoda; Insecta; Hemiptera; Aleyrodidae
Source: RefSeq, a predicted model, not a curated record